GAAUUGGACAUAAAUCCCAAAAUGUUCCAUUCGAGCUCGGGUUAUCCAGACCUUACGGGUGGUUCUGGAAACUCCGUGUCCUAUCAUCAACAAGCUGCUGCAGCAGCUGCUGCCAGUACCCCAGUGUAUGUUCCUUCAAAUCGUGCUUUAACGCACAGUCAGUAUGGCCAUGCGGCUGCCCAUUUUGGUACAGCGGCCGCCCAGAACGCCUGGACAGCAGCCGAUACCUUCGGAGCAACACACUCACAAAUACCCGCCCAAUUUUAUGCCCAAAAUGUAAUGAUGGGUACCUGGCGAGCAUACGAUCCCACCGGAUUCCAACGCACCUCACCCUAUGACAAUGCAAUGGAACUGCAAUUCGGCGAGGGCCGGGAAUGCGUCAAUUGUGGAGCAAUUAGCACGCCACUAUGGCGAAGAGACGGAACGGGCCAUUAUCUCUGCAAUGCAUGCGGACUGUACCACAAGAUGAACGGCAUGAAUCGACCCCUGAUAAAGCCCAGCAAGAGAUUGACUGCAACACGACGACUAGGACUUUGCUGUACAAACUGUGGAACCCGAACGACGACGCUGUGGCGGCGCAACAACGAAGGCGAACCAGUUUGCAAUGCUUGUGGCCUGUAUUUUAAAUUGCAUGGCGUUAAUCGUCCAUUGGCGAUGCGCAAAGAUGGCAUCCAGACGAGAAAACGAAAACCCAAAAAAUCUGGUGGGGACUCGAAGGACGUCAAGGAGGAAGCCGACUUGAAGCCAGCCCUCACUAGUGGAUCGUCGCUCUCGCUUGAACGUAGCCUCACCUCGUCAAAGCUUAGUGCCGAUCUUAGCCCCAAGCAAUCCUCGAAUCCAUUAUCUCACAACCACAUGCAUUUGCCAUCAUCAUCAUCGUCGGCAUCUUCACGGACGCACAGCACCUCCAAUCAUGUGUAUUCCUCAAAUAUGCACGGAUUCAAUACCUCUCACAGCAACACUGGCAACACAUCUGGUUUGUCAUUCGGGUCUGCCGCCUCCAAAUACGAACACUUGUUGGCAUCUUCGACCGGGGGAAGUAGCAAUACAAGCUUAAGUUCAGCGCUGACUAAUGGAAUUGGUACUGGGACGCCGAGUCCGAACUAUCAUCAUGCCCACCAUCAUCCGCAUCACCAUCAUGCCCACCACCACCACCAUCAUUCGAGCCUGGGCCAACACACUUAUGGAGUGAAGUCUGAAGCUAACACCACAAAUUAUGAUUAUGUGAAUAAUUGUUAUUUCGGUGGAACAUUUGGAGCUCUGGGCGCCACAUCCGCCGGUGCAGGAGUUCAUGGAGCGACGGAACUUGCUGGCUAUCAUCAUCAGCACAAUGUUAUACAAGCUGCAAAACUAAUGGCGUCCUCUUAGGUUUUCGGAUAACUAUUCCUAAAUGUAUCUAUAGGUAAUAAAAGCAGUUGUUUUUCGAAAAGGCUGUUAAAUAAUUUUA
Molecule: messenger RNA, 1447 nt
Organism: Eupeodes corollae
Lineage: Eukaryota; Metazoa; Arthropoda; Insecta; Diptera; Syrphidae
Product: GATA-binding factor A
Exons: 3
Coding region: 22-1368 (448 amino acids)
Biological process (GO): negative regulation of transcription by RNA polymerase II; positive regulation of transcription by RNA polymerase II; cell fate commitment
Molecular function (GO): DNA-binding transcription factor activity, RNA polymerase II-specific; RNA polymerase II cis-regulatory region sequence-specific DNA binding; zinc ion binding
Source: RefSeq, a predicted model, not a curated record